Messenger RNA from Mollisia scopiformis, 2210 nucleotides. RefSeq lists its product as uncharacterized. The transcript is spliced from 5 exons. NCBI's taxonomy places the organism in Eukaryota, Fungi, Ascomycota, Leotiomycetes, Helotiales, Mollisiaceae. The record is from RefSeq and is a predicted model, not a curated record. Bases 342 to 1973 code for a protein of 543 amino acids.
CUCGUGAGUUGCUAUUCAAGAUGCGACUGAGGGGUACUGUGGAGCUAGUGAGACCCAUGGAACACCUUCACCGGGUGAUGUGGACAUCAGACGUUAUUUAACUGUUCCUGAAAACGGUAUGGAAGCCUCCUCGCGUUCAUCCACUUCAGUGCAGAAUGGACCUGGCGAUCUGCAACUGUAAUGUGGAAAUCUCGGCGGAAUCCAUGCGGUUGGGAAAGAAGGCCCUUGGCACGUUACAUUGAAGCGAUGUAUAAAGCGGUUCCUGAGUACCAAAUUGGAGAGUUUGACUCAGCUGCAAUUACCUUAAAUCUUUGGUCGCUAAGCUCAAGCUCACUUGCAAGAUGCGUGGGCUUUCAAUUGCUGGAGUUGUCUUCGGACUUGCUGCCCUGGCAUCUGUUUCCAGCGCCAUGACAUUAUCUGCUGCUGCACAAGACUUGUUCGACUAUUGCAUGUCAAUUCAAGAUCCAAGAUGGGAUGAGACGUACAAUGUAGUCUGGUUCAAUGACAACGGUCCUUGGUCGAUCCGUUUCACUGCGUGGUAUACGGCAGGACUACUGCACCGUAAUCAAGGCCAUGAUGUCGAGAAUGCAAAGGCCGCCUUGAAAGCAAUUCUGGCAGUUCAGAUGAACUACGAUUUCGACUCGGCUUGGUAUGGAGACUUUAAGUUGUCUCCUGAUGAACCAAACCCUCAGACACCUUUGUAUACUCCUAGUAUCUACAACACUUACGAUCCUAAUUGGAGAGAAUUCAUCGGGACCCAACUCGUUCAAGUGGUCGAAGAAUUUGAAGAAUUGAUAGGACCUGGACUGGUAAGCGAUAUCGAAACAGCCAUGGCAUAUGAUGCUGUAGGAGCUAUGAGACGAAAUGGUUCUUUCCCAGAAGGAGACAAUCUCAUCUUGGCCUACUCCAAUCCACGCUACAUGCGAGCUUUGAACGUAGGCUGGAUCGGAGCCCGUCUCAACAAUCAGACUUUCAUCGACUUCGGCAAUGAUCAAGGUACCAUGCUCUACGAACUGUUCACCAAGAACGGUGCAAAUACUCUUGGUGAAUAUAACGCUCCAACCUACUAUGGCAUGGAUAUGUGGGCCAUGGCAUCCAUGGCGAAGUACGGACCGAAGAAUGCCACAUUCACCGAAAACGCCAAGAAGAUCAUGGCGUUGGUCUGGGAAGACAUCGCGGAGCACUACAAUCCAUAUCUCGGCAACAUGGCAGGUCCUUACGACAGAGCAUAUACUCGAGACAUGACGACUCACGACGCAGUCCUCUCCAUGUUCUGGUGGGGAAUCUGUGGACACGACAAAGCCCCCACACCACCAAAAAGCGACUUGGAUCUCAACUACGACGUUUCUCAAGGUGCGGCGCUUGCUCUCAUUAUGGACACCGUUGCCAGCACUUUCUCACCCGAUGUCAUCACAAAAUUAACCACGCCCUUCACAACCGAGCGUUUCCUCAACAAGACCAUAUACUACGAUCUCGACACAAAUAACAGCCGAACAGCAACAUCCUGGCUCAGCAAACCCCUCAUGAUCGGCGCUCAAAUCGUCUCCGAAACAGUUAACCGUGGCCAACAAUUCACCCCCGCAAUCGUACACUGGGCAUCUGACCCUUCACACAAACCGUUUCCUUACAAUGGAUUCUUCUCUCUCUACCCUACCGCUUCGACAAUCUCCGCAACGGCUUCAUCCCAUUAUCUCGAAAUCAGCUAUCCGAACACGACGCAAGAUGGAACGGAUUCGUUCCAAUUCAUGCUCUCGGGAAUCCCACCGCCGUGGAACCUGGCGGGGAAUGUGGUUGAUGGGUUUACUCAUCUGCCGUGUUUGAAUGUCACUGUGGAGGCGCCGGGACUGGAGAGGUUGGAUACGGUGUAUGGGAGUAUGAUUUAUGAUCAUUAUUAUUAUAAUAUCACUUAUGUGGUGCCUGGGAAUUUUUCGGGAACGCCGUGGAUGGGGUUUGAGUUUGUUUAUACUUGCUGAGAGGAAGUAAUGUAUAUGCUCUAGUGGUUGGAAAAUGGAAAAAGUCUGAAAGUAUCUUGGUUACUGGACUCAAAUCUAGCCUCUGUGAUCUGUGCGAGAGCAAACGUUUCUCUAAGCUUGGCGCACUGUUGCAAAGGUAUACCAGUCUUUGGUGUGGGAACCUUAUUGUCUACGACGAGGACAGAUAUUUUAAACCUUAGGAUAUAAGACAAUGUUGUUCCAGAGCUUGUCGAACAC